Messenger RNA from Auanema sp. JU1783, 957 nucleotides. Lineage: Eukaryota; Metazoa; Nematoda; Chromadorea; Rhabditida; Rhabditidae. The record is from the annotation of a GenBank genome assembly.
AUGGAGUUGCACGUUUGGCCUGCGGAUUUUGGUCUUCCUUCUAUUGACGUUAACUGUCUACAGUUUUUGUCUUGCUCGAAAAUGUGUGCAAGUCCAAUAACAAUUGUACCAGCCUCAGCUCCAUGGAACUCUCCAAAUGGCGAGUACCCUGUGCUCUUUGACAAAACCAACCCUGGAACUAAAGCAGUUACGGAUUUUGACAACUUUGUUGAGGUUCUACGACGAAGCGAUCAAGAAGUGGUGAUAGACGGAGAUUUAACCGCAUCUGAGCGUUCAAAAAUCGAUGCUUUCAGCUGUUAUCUUCAACAGCAUUUAUAUCCUGCCGUGAUUCAUUCCUUAUGGGUCGACGAGUUGAAUUACACUACUGUCACACAGUACUGGUAUAAUACCAAACUCCCUUUCCCAUAUAAUAUGUAUUAUUUGGAAAAAAGAAGAAAAAAAGCUGUUAGAUUUUUAUCAGAUAAAAAUGUAAACCAGGUAGUGAAAAACGCUUUACAGGCCUUAAACUCUUUGUCGGUCAAAUUAGGUGAUAACAAGUUCAUGUGUGGCAAUAAACCGAGUUCUUUGGAUGCGUUAGUUUUCGGUUAUUUAGCACCAUUGUUGCGUCUGCCAUUGCCAAAUGACAAACUGCAAGUCCAUCUGUCCGCAUGCCCUAACCUUGUUAGAUUUGUGGAGUCUAUUACAUCAAUAUAUCUUCCACUUACUGAUGAUCAAUUGAAACAACAACGAUCUGAAGCUAAGCUAUGGAAAAGUCGAUUGCAGAAAGCCGAAAAAACUAAAGAAGCCGAAAAGGCUAAAACUGCGGAAGAGGAGCAGACUGUAGAAGAUAUGCCUGUUCGAGACUCAAUUUUAUUUGGAUUGGUUGCAGUGACUUUGUCAGUAAUAUUCGCAAUUCAUUCGGGAAUGAUUCAAGUUGUUGUGGAAGAUGAUGAACCAGCUUUAGAAGAAACCUCAUGA